Molecule: messenger RNA, 2317 nt
Organism: Polistes canadensis
Lineage: Eukaryota; Metazoa; Arthropoda; Insecta; Hymenoptera; Vespidae
Product: sodium-coupled neutral amino acid transporter 9-like
Exons: 11
Coding region: 578-2317 (579 amino acids)
Biological process (GO): amino acid transmembrane transport
Molecular function (GO): amino acid transmembrane transporter activity
Source: RefSeq, a predicted model, not a curated record
AAUCUUACGUAAAACAAAUAUAAUCUUUGUAAACGUUAUCACAACACGUUUGAAAAUAAUUCGUUUUCAAUUUCAUUCGUAUUGAUUUAUCCCAAACAUAUUAUCGCAAUUACGCUUCUAGAAAAGCUCAAGAUCAUGUUAAAAAAAAAUGUCAGACUUAUGUGUGCGAAACAGUUUGUGGUAACCAUCAGUAGGCAAAAUAAGAGCAUGAAUAAGACCAGGAAGAAAAGAGAAGGGGAUUGAGGCAGGAGGGGAUAGGGGAGGAAGAGGAGGAGGACAUAUAUGUUGUAUCAAGGAUUCCUGAUAUAAGUUCGAGGUUUACAAAACAGAUAUGUAAGUAGCUAUCCCGAAUACAGUUUUCCAAUAGACUUUGUAGUGAAAACAUGUGUUUUAAACAUUAUAGUGUUGUUAGUGAAGUUUCCUGUACUUCUUUUGUUUUUCAUUUUAAAAUGUAUUGAUGUAAUUUAAAAAAUAAUUGUAAAAGAUCAGCAUUUUUAUAUAUAUUUUUAUAAAAAAGUAAUAUCUAUGGGAUUCUAUUUAAUUAUUAUGUGUUGCAGAAUUUAAAAAAGAUUAAAUUAUGUAUAUGCCUACUGAUCAUUGGAAAGGUAGAAAUACGCACCAUGAUAGCGGAUCAGAAAGUACACCAUUACUUUCUUCAGAUUCUCAUGGUAGUCAUGGAUCGGUUAUAUUUCAAAAUUCUGAAACAAGUGAUUUAGAAUGCAAAUAUGGGACCAUAGAAGCUGGUAGCUUAAAUUCAACAAUUACUGUACUUCCAAGAAGAUUACCUCCUCUUUUACAAGAUAAUACAUCUACGCUAACAAAUAUAUGUCAGCCUUUGACUUUUAUUGAAGAAAGACAUUACGGAGUACACGACUAUGAUUUGACAAGAAAUAAGAAGUAUGAAGAAAGUAACAAGCAACCAUUGACAAAGGAAUAUAUUAAAGAAUAUUUAUCAACUGAUUUGACAAUAAGACAAGAAGAUACAGAGAUUUUAAACAAAGAUAUUAAGCCGAAACAAAGUUCUCUAGUCACAAUUUUCUCGAUAUGGAAUACAAUAUUAGGUUCGUCUUUGCUUACUAUGCCAUGGGGUAUUCAAAUGGCAGGUUUUUUUCCUGGAAUUAUCCUUGUAUUAGCAAUGGGUGGUUUGUGUCUUUAUACUGCUCAUCGUUUAAUAGUUGUACACAAAUACCAUGGUUCACAAGAGAAAGUUGAAGUUGUACAAUUGAGUAGAAUAUUUCUCAACAAAUGGGUAGAAUACAUAGCGAGAAUCUUUAGUAUUUCAGUUUUGUUUGGCGCAACGAUAGCUUAUUGGAUAUUAAUGUCUAAUUUUUUAUAUAAUUCAAUUAAUUUUUUUUAUGAUAAUGUCAUGGGACUGCCUACAUAUUCUAUAAUUGAAAACAACACAAAUAGUUUCGAAGUUUUGUGUACAAGAAAAGAAAUGUAUAAUGGCAGUGAUAUAAUAACGGUUCAAGAACGCACAUUUGAUGCUUUAGGUCCGUCAUGGGAUUUACAUAAAACAGUACCUGCAUUCUUAGCAAUAAUAAUAUUUCCAUUACUCAACUUCAAUAGCACUACAUUUUUCACAAAAUUCAAUUCUCUUGGGACUGUAUCGAUAGUAUAUAUAAUUAUAUUUGUUUUAAUAAAAUCUGCAUCAUGGGGUUUGCAUAUGGAUAGAUCAAUGUGGGAAGGUAGCUGGGUAUUGAAGCCUACAUUUCCAGCAUUGUCUGGUAUGCUAGCACUAUCAUUUUUCAUUCAUAACAUUAUAAUUACUAUAAUGCAAAGUAAUCGUGAUCAAUCCAAAAAUGGAAGAGACUUGACAAUAGCAUAUGGUCUUGUUACAACAACCUACAUUAUAGUAGGUGUAAUAUUUUUCGUAUGUUUUCCUCUUGCUAAAUCGUGCAUUCAAGACAACUUAUUAAAUAAUUUUCAAAAAUGGGAUCCUUUAACAGUAAUUGCUCGUAUAGUAUUAUUAUUUCAAUUAUUUACAGUUUAUCCAUUACUCACAUAUAUGCUAAGAAUUCAAUUGAUUUCAUCAAUAUGUGAGAAAUCUACUAUUUACACUACUUUGAUAACCAAUUUUAUUUUAGUUUUGAUUUCUAUAUUAUUUGCUACAUUUUUACCGUAUAUUGGAACUGUCAUAAGAUAUACAGGUGCUUUAAGCGGUCUAAUUUAUGUAUUUACUUUACCGAGUUUACUUCAUUUAUCUGUUUUACGAAAGCAAAGAAAAUUAACUACAGUUACAACAAUCAUACAUUUAAUAAUACCAAUUAUUGGUAUAUUAAAUCUUAUAGCUCAAUUUUUUAUAAUCGAUCAUUGA